AGAUGGUUCUUAGCACAGAAGAAAACAGAAGUGCUGAUUUUGUCAACUUACCCAGUGACCCACUGCCCGAUGGAGAGACUGGCCUAGGGGAGAACAACAAGGAUUCUGUGAACAACCUCUGCAGUCAGUAUGAGGAGAAGGUGCGGCCCUGCAUUGACCUCAUCGACUCCCUGCGAGCUCUGGGUGUGGAGCAAGACCUGGCCCUUCCUGCCAUCGCUGUCAUCGGGGACCAGAGUUCAGGGAAGAGCUCUGUGCUGGAAGCACUGUCUGGAGUGGCCCUCCCCAGAGGCAGUGGUAUUGUUACCAGAUGUCCCCUGGUGCUGAAAUUGAAGAAGCUGAAUCAGGGUGAGGAGUGGAAAGGCAAAGUCACCUAUGAUGACAUCGAAGUGGAGCUCUCUCAUCCUUCAGAGGUGGAAGAGGCCAUCAACACAGGUCAGAACCAUAUUGCUGGGGUAGGGCUGGGGAUCAGUGAUAAACUCAUUAGCCUGGAUGUCAGCUCCCCACACGUCCCAGACCUGACUCUGAUUGACCUUCCUGGAAUCACCAGGGUGGCUGUAGGCAACCAGCCUGCAGACAUAGGACGCCAGAUCAAGAGACUUAUCACUAACUACAUCCAAAAACAAGAGACCAUCAACCUGGUGGUGGUCCCCAGCAAUGUGGACAUUGCCACCACAGAGGCCCUGAGCAUGGCUCAGGAGGUGGACCCUGAAGGGGAUAGGACCAUAGGGAUCUUGACCAAGCCUGAUCUGGUGGACAGAGGGACUGAAGACAAGGUCGUGGAUGUGGUGAGGAACCUCGUGUGCCACCUGAAGAAGGGCUACAUGAUAGUCAAGUGCAGGGGUCAGCAGGACAUCCAGGAGCAGCUGAGCCUGGCUGAGGCUCUUCAGAAGGAGCAAGUCUUCUUCAGUGAACACCCUCAAUUCAGAGCUCUUCUGGAGGAUGGGAAGGCCACGGUGCCCUGCCUGGCAGAGAGGCUGACCAUGGAGCUCAUCUCACACAUCUGUAAAUCUCUUCCUUUGUUGGAAAAUCAAAUAAAGGAAACUCACCAGAGUACAAGUGAGGAGCUGCAGAAGUAUGGUGCAGACAUACCAGAAGAUGAGAAUGAAAAAACUUUCUUCCUGAUCGAGAAAAUCAAUGCUUUUAACCAGGACAUCACUGCCAUAGUACAAGGGGAAGAGAUUGUGAGGGAGAAAGAAUGUCGCCUAUUCACCAAGCUCCGUAAAGAGUUCUUCUCGUGGAGUGAGGAGAUCGAAAGGAAUUUCCAAAAAGGUUCUGCUGCUUUAUAUAAAGAAGUCUACACAUUCGAAAUGCAGUAUCGUGGCCGCGAACUACCAGGGUUUGUGAAUUACAAAACAUUUGAGAACAUCAUAAGAAGACAAAUCAAAACCCUGGAAGAACCAGCUAUGGAAAUGCUUCACAAGGUCACUGAAAUUGUACGGGCAGCCUUUACAACGGUUUCUGAGAAAAAUUUCUCUGAGUUUUUUAAUCUCCACAGAACUACCAAGUCCAAACUUGAAGACAUCAGAUUAGAACAGGAAACAGAAGCAGAGAAGUCGAUCCGGCUUCACUUCCAGAUGGAACAAAUCAUCUACUGCCAGGACCAAAUUUAUAGGAAAGCCUUGCAGAAGGUCAGAGAGGAGGAAGCUGAGGAGGAGGAGAGGAAGCAUGGCAAAAGCAGAUCUUCUCAGUCCCAAAAUUUACAGACCUCAUCCAUAGAUGAGAUCUUCCAGCAUCUGAAUGCCUACCGCCAGGAGGCUCACAACCGCAUCUCCAGCCACAUUCCAUUGAUCAUCCAGUAUUUCAUCUUGAAGAUGUUUGCUGAGAAGCUGCAGAAGGGCAUGCUCCAGCUCCUGCAGGACAAGGAUUCCUGCAGCUGGCUCCUGAAGGAAAAGAGUGACACCAGUGAGAAGAGGAGAUUCCUGAAGGAGCGGUUGGCAAGGCUGGCCCAAGCUCAACGCCGGCUAGCCAAAUUCCCUGGUUAAGCUGGCCCUGGCCUUUCCUGUGUCUCCUGGAUAAUGAUUCAGGGACAGAAGGGCUCCUGCCUUCCCUUAAGCUAACCACUACCCUUUAUCCUAUAAUAAGUAUUAGUUCUAAGAUGUGAAGGAGCUUUCCAUUCACUCUGAGAUGAUAAAGAGAAAGAGAUUCUCAAAACUCAGCAGUUAGAUGAGUAGGAGAAGCCACUUUGCUGAUAAGACAAUAGCUUCACUCUGAGUACCAUUCCUAUUCACCAUAUCCUCAUUUUAGAACCCUGCCAGGAACAAGUAUUUGCUGAACAAAUGGGCCAUGACGUUUGGGAGCUGCCUAUUGCAUUUCUUAAUAAACUACUUUUCUAUGACUCACUUCAAA
Rattus rattus (black rat) is the source of this 2346-nucleotide messenger RNA. Its product is annotated as interferon-induced GTP-binding protein Mx2-like. NCBI's taxonomy places the organism in Eukaryota, Metazoa, Chordata, Mammalia, Rodentia, Muridae. Gene Ontology annotation, biological process: defense response to virus. The record is from RefSeq and is a predicted model, not a curated record. Gene Ontology annotation, cellular component: microtubule; cytoplasm; nucleus. Gene Ontology annotation, molecular function: GTPase activity; GTP binding; microtubule binding.